ACACAGCUGCCAAAAAUGGGUUGUGCCAGCAGCACACCAAUGGUGGCUACGGCUGGCAGUGAAUUGCUUAAAACGGCUUCACAUGUUGCUGACAAUGUUAAGGAAAAUGCCGAAGCAGCUGUCGAAGGCGUUACUCACACGUUGGGGGAUACAAUAGGUGGUGGAGGCAUAGGGACUGCCGUUACCGGAAUUACAAGUGAUUUGGCUGAAGCAAUCAAGGAUGGCACCGAAGGCCUAAACCAAGCGCGACACAAGAUCAUGGAGAGCUUGCAUUUGGAGGCACCAUCGUUAAAUAAACUCGACGGAGAAGCAAAAGACGCACAUGGAACAGACGAGUCAAGCACAUCGCGCGCUCCUACACCGACCAUCGAUGGGAAAACAGACGCUGACAGUUUAAAAACGUCCACUCCCGAACCGGAAAUUGAGCGAGCCUUGGCUAAUAGCACAAUAAACACAGAAGAGAGCGCACCCACCCCAGAGCCCACCGUGGCAGAGUUUGCUCAUCUAAGUGCGGAAGUGGCAGCCAGUACCGUAACAGGUGGGUCAACAGGCUUCAGGGAAAAUGAAACGGAUGCGACUGCGACUGCAACUGCGACUGCAACUGCGACUGCAACGACAGUGGCGGGAGAGCAACUGUGGCACCGCAAAAGUGAGCAACAGCAGCAGCAGCAGCAGCAGCAGGACCAGGAUCAGGAUCAACGUCGUCCCAACACCACUGAAUGGGAAAAAUUUGCUGAUCAAUUAGCGCAUAGUCGUAAAUUCAAACCUUACGAGAGUUUUGCCCACGGCAAAAAUAAAUUUUCCGUUUAUCAAGAUUACACCAGCCUACGCGAUAAGCCUGGCCACUACGAUGGAAACUUUAGCGAUGGAAAUACGCUCAGUAGCCUAUCCCAGUCCAGCUUAUCCAGCGCCCAUUUGACGCCCGCCAAUUUAACACCGGCAUCCUCGCGUCGCAGUCAACGUGAAUUCGCCAAACUGGUGGCUUGUGAGCAGCCGGCCAGUGUGUCACGUGCCAGUUCAAGGCUGUCGAAUGCAACUGUUAGAACCUUUGACUAUAAUCCACAACGCGAACGUGUUAGCUUACCCAUAACGACGCAGAGGGCGGCUAAGGCGACCAAGGUAAAAUUGAGUGGCAAGGACGGUCGUUUAGGCUCUUCGACCUACCGAGUCCCAGUUGUGGCUGAACACAAAAAUUCAUGGGUCAAACCUGUAGAUGUUCGAACGAAGCCAGUGCAUCAUCUCAAGCGCCUGAGUACAAGUAAAAAAUCGAAGGAAUGUUCUGCGCAAAAUGUACUGGCACAACCUCCCGGUCGUCAUUCCAUUGAAUUGGAAUCCAUUCUAUCUAUGACUCCGGGUCAAUAUGAAUCUCGCUCAUAUACUCCGGACAUCAAGGACAAGAGAAGUGUCAAGUCUACAAUCAAAAAGAAACCAAAAUAUUAUGGCCCCGAGCCCGCAAUCAAAGAAAAUUUCAAAGUUAAAGUUCCUGAAACACCCACUACCUCUCCCAUGCCCAUACAAGAGACGACAGAGAGCAUAAAAGUGAAGGGCGGUAAUCUUCCACCAUCUCUAUUCUCUCCAAUAGUUAAUUAUAAGAAUUCUCUUACUUCGCAAUCCACUCCCCGAAAACCCCGUUCAGCGCUUCGAAGCCCUAAAAAAGAAACCAAAUCUAUUGAAAAAUCUAGCAGAGCAUCAACACCAGGUGUAGAGUCACCAUCACGAGCUUCGUGCUCUUCAUCAGCUAGCAGUGAAGAGGUGGUCAUUCGGUCCACAUUUCAUACACCAAGCACUGUGUCUUUAUCACCCGAUCAAGUUCAGAUUAUUAAGUACAAAGACACCGAUGUGGAAACAACUCCGAUCCGUAUUAAAGGUUUUCAGGAAUCCACAUCUACUUUGAAAUUUUCCCAAUUCCUUUAUAUACAAUCUUCGCCAAGCGCAUUGCGUCGUGCCUCAAAUACCUCAUUCCUUAGCUCAUCGCCCACUCCGUCGUGGGGCUUAAGAAAAGACUACGGCAAUAAAGAAUUAAGGCCUUGGAGUAAAGCAGAAUUAAAUCUAGUACCACCAAGUCAAGAAAAAUCUCCGUCUUUACCUUAUAAUGUACAGGAACGAUGCGAGAUUUGUUGUAAUGAAUAUGUGAUAAAUUAA
Molecule: messenger RNA, 2142 nt
Organism: Scaptodrosophila lebanonensis
Lineage: Eukaryota; Metazoa; Arthropoda; Insecta; Diptera; Drosophilidae
Product: pneumococcal serine-rich repeat protein
Exons: 3
Coding region: 16-2142 (708 amino acids)
Source: RefSeq, a predicted model, not a curated record